Ramularia collo-cygni is the source of this 1629-nucleotide messenger RNA. RefSeq lists its product as uncharacterized. Gene Ontology annotation, molecular function: RNA binding; metal ion binding. The record is from RefSeq and is a predicted model, not a curated record. The coding region runs from base 1 to 1629 and encodes 542 amino acids. The transcript has a single exon. Gene Ontology annotation, cellular component: nucleus. Gene Ontology annotation, biological process: box C/D snoRNP assembly. NCBI's taxonomy places the organism in Eukaryota, Fungi, Ascomycota, Dothideomycetes, Mycosphaerellales, Mycosphaerellaceae.
AUGAGUGGCUUCCAAUUUCCACCACCGCCGCCGCCACCUCCGAAGGCUYCGUGGACGCCGGAGAAUCAAUAUCAACAAUCCGAAACUUCAGGCCGAGGCCGUGGCAGAGGAAGAGGACGAGGGCAAGCCAGAGGAUCCGACAACGGAAACAGAGGUCGCGGUGGACGAGGCGGAAAUAAUGUAUUUCAAUCACAAAAUGUACAGUCCAAUCCUCCAAUCCGUCAACAGCCGGUACCUUCUUUCCAUGGACUUCCACCAGGAGCCUACAUCAACCCUGCAUUUCAAGGAAAUGUGAACCUUCCGAGCCUUGGACAAAACCAGCUCAGAAAUACUACUCCGACUCCAUCGAGAACGUUGGCCGGCCACAAACGCAAACUCGAUGCACUCCGAGGCUCGCCUCCCCUGCAGACUGAGACGAAGACAGCAGACACUCCAACGGCUCCUUCUGUGCCCAGCUUUGGUGCUCCUAUCGGUCUACGCCAGGCCCUGCCUCCACCACUCCGCUCAGCUCAGAGCUUGCAGCGGGCUCAACCGCCCAAGCGGGCUACAAACGCUCUAGGACUUACCCCUCAUGGCGAAAUGCAGUACUCGUCCUCGGAGAGUGAUAAUGACGAAGAGGAUGUCGACGAGGAAGCCAUGUUCGCAGAGGCCGGUGCCAGCCUCACUUUCGAGCACAAUGGCACAGUUUUGUCACUAAAGUCAGCUGCAGACCUUGCUGYGUGGAAGGAGGAGAGAGCGAGAAAUUAUCCCACGCGAACUCGCAUGGCCGCUAAGCUGGAGGAAAAGCGUCAAUUGGGAGUUGAGAGGAAGAGAUUAUUGUUCGAGGCGAGUAGAGCUCUUCGUAUAGCCAGGAGACCAGCUCCCAUUGUUCUGCCGGAAAACAAGCUCGAGAAGGCGAAGAAGGAAUUGGCUACUCAAACGGAAUCUCUCGCUGCUUUGAGAAAGAAAGUCGCCAAGAGCGAGGCGAAACUGGCACUCGCAAAAGCCAAUGCUGGCGACCUGCAAGCUGCGGAGGCUCAAGCCCAGGCGGAAGCAUUGGGAUUGCCUACCGCUGUUCCUGUUCCAGAGUCGGCGCCUGCUUGUCAAAACUCUUCAGACGUUCAAGAAAAUCCUGAGCAGCAGGAAAACGACGAAGAAGACGCCCUAAAAGCCGAUUCUGCUCAGUCUUCAAGCUCAGAAGAUUCCUCUAUUAUCAGUUCGGAUUCUUCGGACUCAGAUGWCGAUGGACCCCCAGAGGAAGUCAGCUCAAAGCAAUCAAACGACAUUCCAGCCACCAAGAAAAUCCUCUGUCGGGACUAUGUUGCCACCGGUCGAUGCCGAGAUGGCGAAUCCUGCCGAUUCAAGCAUGAGUUGCCCGAGCGAGGCACUGGAAGUGCUUACAGGGAGACUGCCCAGAAAGAGCAGCAGGAGAGGGAACAGCGACGCAAAGCCGAAAGUGAUGCACACGACGCGAAGCUUAUGGAGAGCAGAACGACCGAACGGAAGAGCAUAUUCCAGCGUCUGGUGGAGCAGGAGCAUGUUGGGGAGGAUCUACUAGCGCUGCGGGUUAUCAAAGCGCUGGGGAAGGCGAAGUUCUUUGCUCAGGCUGCAGUUGACGAGCCAGAUACAAAGAAGGCGAGCACAUCGUAA